CGUCACAGCCCGGGGUUUCUCUCUCUGUGCUCGAGCGCGUCAUGGCGGAGGCCGGCUGGUGUAGGAUUUACAGCUGAAAUAUGCCUGCUAUCCCAUCUGUUUUCCCGGCACAUGGAAUACAAAAAACUGCUUAGCGUCUAAACCCAAGGCACUGUUGACCGUGGAGGGGAAAACUCAGAAACUCACCUCUCAGAAUAAAGUAUAAGACUGUUUUGUGGAGUUCUCGAACGACAGCGGCUAUCGGCAGAAAAAGCCCGAAAGCAGCGCACGGGCAGACAGGUGAGCUGCUCUGAAGUGGCGCACACAGACUGCGAGGAUCUCAUCAGGGACUAAUCUUUAAUAUUUGCUUGCGAUGGAUGGACGCAGUGAAGAUGAAAGUGUCAGCAACAGCAGUGGAGAGUCCAGUAAUUCAGAUGAUGAGUCUGGGUCAGGAUCGGGUUCUGGCUCGGGGUCGAGUUCAAGCAGUAGCAGUUCUAGCAGUAGCCAAUCAGGGAGCAGUGACUCAGGAAGCGGCUCAGAUUCUGGAAGCCAAUCAGACUCAGACUCUGAGAAAUCCAAGGAAAAGAAUGAUCAAGACAACAAAAUCGACGGAGCAGCGUUUUGGAAGUCCAAUCCCAGUAUCCUGACAGUGCAAAGGUCAGCCAUGCUCAGGAAACAACAGCUUCAGCAGCAGCAGCUCCAGCAGCAGAGUUCCUCAAACACUGGUUCAGACGAGGACUCUUCCAGUAGUGAUGAGUCAGAUGAUGAUUCAAAGAGCAGGAGUAAAGGGUCUGGUUCAGACUCUGACUCGGGCUCUGGUUCAGGAAGUGGCUCGUCUGACUCUUCAGCAGAGGAGGAAGAGAACAGUGACGAGUCAGUGUCAGACUAUGAGCCCAGUCACAAAGUCAAGAGCAGAAAACCUUCAAACAAGGCCAAUGCCAGGAAUGGGAGGAAUAACAAAGCUCCCAAAAAGAAGCCCCCCCGUUCCUCCUCAGAUGACGAGGACGAUUAUAAAAAAGCUCUAGCGGGACCUCGGCGGCAGGCCACAGUCAAUGUGAGCUACAAAGAAGAUGAGGAACUGAAGACUGAUUCAGAUGACCUGGUGGAGGUGUGUGGAGAGGACGUCCCACCACCAGAGGAGGACGAGUUUGAGACACUGGAGAGAGUUAUGGAAAUGAGGAUGGGCAGGAAAGGAGCAACGGGGGCCGUAACCACAGUGUAUGCAGUAGAGGCAGAUGGAGACCCAAAUGCUAACUUUGACCCCAACAGACAGCCAGGAGAGGUGCAAUACUUGAUCAAAUGGAAGAACUGGUCCCACAUUCACAACACAUGGGAGACAGAGGAGACGCUUAAACAGCAGAAUGUGAAGGGCAUGAAGAAGCUGGACAACUUCAAGAAAAAAGAGCAGGAGAAGAAGAAAUGGCUCAAAGCUGCCUCACCUGAGGAUGUGGAAUAUUUCAACUGUCAGCAGGAGCUCAUGGAUGACUUGCAUUCACAAUAUCAGCUUGUGGAAAGAAUCAUUGGACAUUCAAAUCAGAAGUCUGCUGCAGGUUAUCCAGAUUACCUUUGUAAAUGGCAAGGGCUGCCAUACUCCGAGUGCAGUUGGGAAGAUGGUGCUCUUAUUGCCAGGAAGUUUCAAAAGUGCAUUGAUGAAUACAUGAGUCGGAAUCAGUGCAAAACCAUUCCCUACAGAGACUGCAAGGUUUUAAAACAGAGGCCACGGUUUAUGCCCAUGAAGAAGCAGCCUCACUACAUUGGUGCAGAUGGGUUGGAGCUGCGGGACUAUCAGUUGGAGGGUCUGAACUGGAUGGCCCAUUCUUGGUGCAAAGGAAACAGUUGUAUCCUGGCAGAUGAGAUGGGUCUGGGCAAAACCAUCCAGACAAUCAGCUUCCUCAAUUACUUGUUCCAUGAGCACCAGCUUUACGGGCCCUUCCUUCUGGUGGUGCCUCUGUCUACCCUCACAUCCUGGCAGAGGGAGAUCCAGCUCUGGGCUCCUCAGAUGAAUGUUGUGGUGUACCUGGGAGACAUCAACAGCAGGAACAUGAUCCGGACACAUGAAUGGAUGCAUCCGCAAACCAAACGACUGAAGUUCAACGUUCUGCUUACGACGUAUGAAAUUCUGCUGAAGGAUAAGUCAUUUUUAGGAAAUGUAAGCUGGGCAUUCAUUGGUGUAGACGAGGCCCAUCGGCUGAAGAACGACGACUCGCUCCUCUACAAGACUAUGAUCGAGUUCAAGUCCAACCACAGGCUCCUGAUCACUGGCACACCCCUCCAGAACUCACUCAAAGAGCUCUGGUCUCUACUACAUUUUAUUAUGCCUGAAAAAUUUCACUCUUGGGAGAUGUUUGAAGAGGAACAUGGCAAAGGCAGAGAUUCUGGCUAUACCAGCCUUCAUAAGGAGCUGGAGCCCUUCCUGCUGCGCAGAGUGAAGAAGGAUGUGGAGAAAUCUCUGCCUGCCAAGGUGGAGCAGAUUCUCAGGGUGGAGAUGAGUGCUGUUCAGAAACAAUACUACAAGUGGAUAUUGACAAGAAACUAUAAAGCCCUGAGUAAAGGCACUAAAGGAAGCAAGUCAGGCUUCCUCAACAUCAUGAUGGAGUUGAAGAAAUGCUGUAACCACUGCUACCUCAUUAAAUCGCCUGAGGACAACGAGUUCUACAACAGACAAGAAGGCCUACAGCACCUUAUUCGCAGCAGUGGGAAGCUGAUACUUCUGGAUAAACUGCUGGUUCGGCUGAAGGAACGAGGGCACCGUGUGCUCAUCUUCUCCCAGAUGGUUCGGAUGCUGGACAUCCUGGCUGAGUACCUGAAGUACCGGCAAUUCUUAUUCCAGAGACUGGACGGUUCCAUAAAGGGUGAGAUGAGGAAGCAGGCAUUAGAUCAUUUUAAUGCAGAGGGCUCCGAGGAUUUCUGCUUCCUGUUGUCCACGCGAGCGGGUGGUCUGGGCAUUAACCUGGCCUCUGCAGAUACAGUGGUCAUUUUUGACUCCGACUGGAACCCUCAGAAUGACCUGCAGGCCCAGGCCAGAGCUCAUAGGAUUGGUCAGAAAAAACAGGUGAAUAUUUACCGUCUGGUGACAAAGGGCUCAGUUGAGGAGGAAAUUAUUGAGAGAGCCAAGAAGAAAAUGGUGUUGGACCAUCUUGUGAUUCAGAGGAUGGACACCACGGGAAAGACCGUCCUUCACACGGGUGCUGCUCCUUCCAGUUCCACUCCAUUCAACAAGGAGGAACUGUCAGCCAUCCUGAAGUUUGGUGCUGAAGAACUUUUCAAAGAGCUGGAGGGAGAGGAGCAGGAGCCUCAGGAGAUGGAUAUCGAUGAAAUCCUAAAGAGAGCAGAGACCAGAGAGAACGACCCUGGACCAUCCACUGUAGGAGAAGAGCUCCUCUCACAAUUUAAGGUGGCAAAUUUCUCCAUGAUGGAGGAUGAGGAAAUCGACAUGGACACUGAGAGGGAUGAUAAAAACUGGGAUGACAUUAUCCCAGAGGAGCAGCGGAGGAGACUUGAGGAAGAGGAGCGACAAAAAGAGCUAGCAGAGAUCUAUUUACUGCCUCGCAUGAGGAAAUGUGCUAAACAGAUCAACUUUAAUGGAAACGAGGGCAGACGUAGCCGGAACAGACGAUACUCUGGUUCAGACAGCGAUUCUGUCUCUGACAGAAAGAGGCCCAAGAAACGAGGAAGACCUCGAACUAUUCCAAGAGAGAACAUUAAGGGUUUCACCGAUGCUGAGAUACGCAGGUUUAUCAAAAGUUAUAAAAAGUUCGGUGGCCCUUUAGAAAGGCUUGAUGCUAUUGCUCGUGAUGCUGAGUUGGUGGAUAAAUCAGAGCAUGAUCUGCGGCGUCUGGCUGAGACUGUACAUAACGGCUGUUUGAAAACGCUAAGGGAGAACCCCUGUGGACCAGAAAGAACCUCAGGAGGCAGGCGAGGGAAGGUGAAAGGACCCACCUUUAGGAUCUCAGGGGUUCAGGUCAAUGCUAAGCUAGUGAUCUCUCAUGAGGAGGAACUGGCACCAUUACACAAGGCCAUUCCUGCUGACCCAGAGGAGAGGAAAAGGUAUAUAAUCCCAUGCCACUCAAAGGCAGCUCAUUUUGACAUUGAGUGGGGUAAAGAAGACGACUCCAGCCUGCUUAUUGGAAUUUAUGAGUACGGAUAUGGCAGCUGGGAGAUGAUCAAGAUGGACCCAGACCUCAACCUCACACAUAAGCUCCUUCCAGAUGAUCCUGACAAGAAGCCACAGGCCAAACAGUUGCAGACACGAGCUGACUACCUCAUCAAAUUACUGAGCAAAGACCUCGCCAAGAAGGAAGCACAGAAACAAGCCGGCACAGCAAAUUCACGCAAGAGAAAACCACGGGGCAAGAAGAAUAAAGCUGUAAAACCCAAGAUGGAUGACGUGACGAACAGUCUGUCCUCUGCACCGCCAUCAGAUAAGAGCUCUGAAGAAGAGGAUGAGAAGGAGGAAGAGGAAAAGGAAACUCCUCCAGUUAAGACGGCCAACAGAAGAGCACGUGUGCCAGAGCGGUCGGUAAAGGAGGAGGAGGACGAGGAGGAGGAUGAGGAAUCUGAUGAGGACGAGCCUGAGGAUAAAGAGCCCGAAGAAAAGGACGUAACGGAGAAAGUGGUCAAAAAAGAGAUUAAGAAGGAGAAGAAAGAAGAGGGUCGGGACAGCAAGGAGAGGGAACCAAAAGAGAAGGAGAUCAAGUCAGAGCCUGAAGAAGAGUCUCCUGCAGAGAAGGCUGUAGAGGUGAAAACAGAAGUGCGGGAAAAGAAAGCCGACACUCCUGUGCACACGCCCUCAGGAGGAGAUGCAAUUCCACUGUCUGAGGAGUCUGAAGAAUUGGACCAGAAAACCUUUAGUGUGUGUAAGGAGCGCAUGCGGCCAGUGAAGGCAGCACUCAAGCAGCUGGAUCGUCCAGAGAAGGGCCUGUCUGAGCGCGAGCAGCUGGAGCACACGCGCCAAUGCCUGAUCAAAAUAGGAGAUCACAUCACUGAGUGUCUGAGAGAAUACACCAACCCCGAACAGAUCAAACAGUGGAGGAAAAAUCUGUGGAUAUUUGUUUCAAAAUUCACGGAAUUUGAUGCAAGGAAACUGCAUAAACUGUAUAAACACGCCAUCAAGAAAAGACAAGAAAAUGCUCAGGCAGUGGAGCAGAACACUAGCACUGUAAAUACACAAAGCUUUAAACAUGCAGAUGUUGAGCGGAUAAAGGAGUCACAGCAGGACGACAGCAGCAGAGACAGCUACAGCUCUGACAGACACCACUCAUCUCGCUACCACGAACACAGCAAAGAUCGGCACACAGGCGACUCGUACAGGAAGAGCUCAGAUUCCAGGAAGAGACCCUACUCCUCUUUCAGCAACGGCAAAGACCACAGAGAGCGAGAGAGAGACCAGUACAGAGAAAGAGGAGAGCGACAAGACAGCAGAUACUACAGCGAGAGCAAGCACAGGAAGCUGGACGAGCACCGCUCCAGCAGAGAGCACCGAUCAGAAAGCAACUCCAAGGACAGGACGCACUCCGAACACCGAUUCCACUCUGAGCACCGGCCCGCCUCCGACUACACGCAUCACAAAUCGUCCCGGGACUACCGCUACCAUUCGGACUGGCAGAUGGAGCACCGGCCGCGCUCGCCACGAGACCAGCGCUCGCCGUACGACUCGCGCUCGCCGCUCGGACGCCGCUCGCCUUUCGAGUACUCGUCCGACCACAGAAGCACACCCGAACAGGUCUGGAGCGGCCGCAAGACAUAACGUUCUCCGCUCCGCUCCGCUCGUUUCUGAUUAGCCAUAGACACACAACACACAGGAAAUGCCUUAGGGGACUGUUGGCCGCUGCACUGGGGCUCUGGGAGUGCCACCCUUUCCUACUCACCUUGGAGGAAACACAGAUCACAUAUUUUUGUAUUUAAGAGUUAGCUGCAUUCUUUCGUAGGUGCUGCAGAGUAAUUUUUUUUAAUUAUUAUUUUUAUAAAUUGACUACUUUCCUUUUUUGUUUUUUUGUUUUUCGUUUCGUUUUUUACUUGGAAACAGAUGAAUCCAUGUUUCACUCUCCCGUGCGACACUGGAUCCGGACAUACGCCCGUAAAUAAACGCGACGCAGCUUAUUUAAGAAGUGUUGAGUGAAAGGAUGCUACAAGCGUGUGUGUGUCGUCUCUAUCCGCUGGAGGACGUAAGGGGUUUCUGUUCUGAAGGACUGGGGUUCACCUUCCAAAGUACCUCGUUUACAGUGUUUUGUGACCAUUUUGCCAAUUUUUAUCUGUAAUUUGUUUUUGUUUUUUUCUUUCCAUCAUGCUUGAAUUAUUUAAAUCUGUCUCGGCUGUAAAAUAAUCUGGACUAUUUUUAGUGCGCAUCAGAUAAUGUCACUUUUUCACAUUGUACUACUGUAAAUUAUUGUAUAAAGUAAAUCAAAUGG
Molecule: messenger RNA, 6386 nt
Organism: Labeo rohita (rohu)
Lineage: Eukaryota; Metazoa; Chordata; Actinopteri; Cypriniformes; Cyprinidae
Gene: chd1
Product: chromodomain helicase DNA binding protein 1
Exons: 37
Coding region: 353-5725 (1790 amino acids)
Biological process (GO): nucleosome organization; regulation of transcription by RNA polymerase II
Cellular component (GO): chromatin; nucleus
Molecular function (GO): ATP hydrolysis activity; chromatin binding; ATP-dependent chromatin remodeler activity
Source: RefSeq, a predicted model, not a curated record